Messenger RNA from Diaporthe citri, 1404 nucleotides. RefSeq lists its product as uncharacterized. Bases 1 to 1404 code for a protein of 467 amino acids. The transcript is spliced from 2 exons. The record is from RefSeq and is a predicted model, not a curated record. NCBI's taxonomy places the organism in Eukaryota, Fungi, Ascomycota, Sordariomycetes, Diaporthales, Diaporthaceae.
AUGUUUGAAAAGGCCUUCGAGAUAGUAAGGGUCUGCGGGCUGCGAUAUGUCUGGAUUGAUUCGCUUUGUAUUAUCCAGGAUACUGUGAAAAAGGAAGGGAAGGAUUUCAACGAGGACUGGGAGAGCGAUGCUGCAAAGAUGGGUGAUAUUUAUGCUGGUGGUGCAUUGUAUGUCCUUCAAGCCGACACCGACUCUACUCAGUGGCACAAUGGUGUUGCCUCCGAGCGAGGGUUGGAAAUCAUUCUGAACUUCACUGACUUCGUUUCCAUAGCAACAUUGCCUUCCUUCACGGCUGCGAGUGUCUCGGCCAUAUGUGUUCCAUCGAGGACAGGCCCUCCUUUGCAGCCGGUAUUCCAGCAUCCAUCGACAGAAACACCAAGCGAUGACUCAGUGGACGCGAAUGUCAAGGUCUUGCUGAAGAUUCUCACACCGUAUUUCGCGUACAAUAUCCAGGGGUCGGGACUUCUGUCUCGCGGAUGGGUUUUUCAGGAAGUCCGUCUCACACCUGCCAAUCUUUUCUGCGCUGAGGACCAGACGUGGUGGUGUUGCCUAGAAGUCAGUUGUGCCGAAGUUUAUCCCCGACCUGGAAAGGCCAAAUUCGCCAAGCAUUUUGAGGACCUUCUGCGUGACGAUCACCUCCUUUUAACAUCUCCAGAGGAAAGCAUCGUUCCGAUGGAGCGUUGGCUGAUUCUUCUUGAACUCUACAGUGCAACUUCAGUCACCGAAAAGUCCGAUCGAGUUGUCGCUAUAACGGGACUCAUAGAACGUCUGAAGGAAUUGUAUGCACAGCCGUAUCAGGACUCCAUGUAUCACUCAGGAAUAUGGUCCACGGAAAUUGCGCGGCAGCUUCUAUGGCAAGGAGACUCCGGCCCAAUGCUGCCAAAGAGCCGAUUCAACUCCGCCACGCAUCGAAUCCCCACGUGGUCACCAUUCAGUUACGAUGGGAAAAUAACGAACCCAUCCAGAAAGGCCCGCUCGCAGGGGUUCCUUCCAGUGAAAUGUGUGAAGUUCCCUCAACCGGAUCAUCUUGGACGCGCAAAUAAUACAGACAAAGGCAUGUUGCACAUGUCGGGAGUAUUGGUUCCUAUGGAUGUUAGUACUGACCAUCCGAACUCUGGUACUUUUGGAACCAACAUGACGAAAGCGCACCCUAGAGGCUACGCUGAUGUUGUUAUGGCCAUUCACUGGGACAGCGUGGAGGACAAGAAAAAGUCAGAAGCGCCUGCUCCUGACCAUCGAGCUUUGAUUUGUGUGUAUGACCCCGAGCAGAUGACCAGCGGCUCGGAUCACUUGAUUGAGAUGAUCAAUCGUUCGUUCCCGGCCAAGUUGGUAUUGGCUUCACAUGUAAUCGUGUCCCAGCCCAAUGGAAAUGGACAACUUCCCGCCGCGCGGUAUCCGCCAUAG